CUUCGGGCGAUACAAGACGCGACAGAAGCGAUCCUGGAGGCGGCGGUCUUGCUUCUCGCACAGUUUCAGCUCAAGGGACGGGUUGAGGUUGGCGGGUUCGGCAGCCGCACCUGAACCCCUUUGCGACUUCACACCAGAGGGUUUCUGUCGGGACAGAUCUGAAACUCCUCGACCAUGUUUGCUCUUGGACUCCUGUUGCUUGUUGUUUUUCACAGCGAAGCCUUCAGCACCAGUUUUCCUGAUGAAACCAUUGCAGAAUUUUCUGUAAAUGUUUACAAUCAGCUGCGAGCUACAGGAGAAGAUGAAAAUAUUAUUUUCUCCCCACUGGGAAUAGCAAUAACGAUGGGGAUGGUGGAGCUCGGUGCUCACGGUUCCACCCUGAAAGAAAUUCAGCAUUCCAUGGGCUAUGAAGGCUUGAAAAAUGGUGAAGAAUUUGCCUUCCUAAAAGAUCUUUCUGACAUGGCUGCUACUGAGGAUAGCCAUUACGUGAUGAAGCUUGCCAAUUCCCUUUAUGUGCAGAAUGGAUAUCACGUUAGUGAUAAAUUUGUGCAGCUGCUGAAAAAAUACUUUAAAGCUGAAGUUGAAGUUGUGGAUUUUAGUCAAAAUAUAGCUGUUGCGAGCUACAUCAAUAAAUGGGUGGAGAACCAUACCAACAAUAUGAUCAAAGAUUUUGUCUCGGCAAGGGAUUUCAGUGCUCUCACUCGCUUGGCUAUUGUCAAUGCAAUCUAUUUUAAGGGAAAUUGGAAGUCUCAGUUCAGACCAGAGAACACAAGAACCUUCUCCUUUACAAAGGAUGAUGAAAGUGAAGUACAAAUUCCCAUGAUGUAUCAGCAAGGAGAAUUUUAUUAUGGGGAAUUCAGUGAUGGAUCCAAUGAAGCAGGAGGCAUUUAUCAGGUCUUGGAAAUACCCUAUGAGGGAGAUGAGUUCAGCAUGAUGAUCGUUCUCUCCAGGCAGGAAGUACCUCUAGCUACACUGGAGCCUUUGGUCAAAGCCCAGCUGAUCGAGGAAUGGGCAACCUCUGUGAAGAAACAAAAGGUUGAGGUGUAUCUGCCAAGGUUCACAAUAGAACAGGAAAUUGAUCUGAAGGAUGCUUUGAAAGGGGUUGGAAUUACAGAAGUAUUCAGCCAAAGUGCUGAUCUCACUGCAAUGUCUGACAACAAAGAGCUUUACCUGUCAAAAGCAGUUCACAAAUCUAUCCUUGAAGUUAAUGAAGAAGGUUCGGAAGCUGCUGCUGCUUCAGGAAUGAUUGCAAUUAGUAGAAUGGCUGUGCUGUACCCCCAAAUUAUAGUGGAUCAUCCUUUCUUCUUUGUGGUUCGGAACAGAAUAACAGGUACCAUCAUUUUCAUGGGGAGAGUAAUGCACCCAGAAGCGAUGAAUCCAAGUGUGCAUGAUUUUGAAGAACUUUAAUAUCUCCACAGGUUUACCCACAUUCUCACAAAAGAAAACAAGCACACUGAGUUUGCAAUUGAUGUAUUUAAGGUUUUCCAUGUGGUGGUUUACUUUCUUUUUUUUAGUUCUCUCUUUUUUGCAAUGUUACCUUUGAGAUACUAUUUAAAAAGACAAACCGUUUCCAGGUCUAACUUCAGCUAUGAAAUUGCAGACCAUAGUUGUGGAAGGAAAGCUUUCAGUAUUAAAAUAUAUGUUGUUGUCUUCGUGAUUUAUUGUGUUGGUCCUUUAAAAUAAAAAUUUAAAAAUAUCCAUGCUAGUGACCAUCUUCUUGUCUUGGGAAUUAAUACCUAAUUGCCUCUCACAUGAAGCCAUUCCAAAUUUCUAUAGUAUAACAUAUUUAUGUACCAUUGGGAAUUAAUUAGUUAAUUAAUUGUUAAGGCUCUUUGAAGCCUAGAUAAUAAUCCCAAAAUGCUCAGAUUUUUGAAGAUGAGAGGGAAAAGUAUUGGGCAAUGUAUUGAGAACGCAUUCCAGAAGUGGGAAAAGCUUAGAUCAGUGUUUUUCAAUUUCAGCAACUUUAAGAUAGACUUCAAUUCCUAGAAUUCUUCAGAGAACCAUACAAACUGAGAAAUUCUGGGAGUUGAAGUCCACCCAGCAUAAAGUUGCUAGGGUUGAGAAAUAAUGGCCUAAAUAGAAAUUAGAUCGGCUGAAACUAGACCUAAUUUGGAUAUAUUUUAAUUUAGAUGUAAUUAAAUUUGAAUUAAGUAACUCUGGUCAAUAUGACCACUCCCCAUAUAUUGUGAGCAUUUCCCAGAGUGUCACAAUAAAAGGUACAAUUCAGCAUUGCUGUUAUUUUGUGACCUAGUACCAUAGCUAAAAUUCUAGACAUCUGCUACCUAAGCCGCUAUUUUCCAACUUGGACAACCUUCAGGAACGUGGACUUCAAUUUCCAGAAUUCCUCAGCAACUGCUGAGAACUCUGGAAGUUGAAUACCAUACAAAUAUAAGAUGCCCAAGUUGGUAAAUGCUAAUCUAACCCAUGGUAGAAAUAAUCCAUUACAUCUCUGUAUAGUCUACCACACUGUUUUAUCAUCUUCUAUGAUGUGUCAUCUACCACUAACUCCUAUGCAAAAGCUAGGGAAGUGAGGAAGGCUCCUUCAGAAAAAACAAGCAAGGUUCCCAAGAUUAAGCAGGGAAAAUACAGCACUGGAAGGUUUUGAGAAAGAAUUAUUCCAGAACCAAACUCUGUCUUGCUUCAGAAAAGGCAAGAGUUCCAGAAUAUGUGGGAAACCUACAGUGAUAUCUAAUCCCAAUGUAUUUAUAAAAGAUCAGGGGCAGAGGUCAUAUGAUGUGUUUAAAGUAGGAAAAGUGGCACAGUACUAUAGCAGUGCAUGAAGACAAUGAAUACUGCAUCUUUAAGUAACAGAAUUCCUAUGGACCAUUCUAGCCUUGUUUGUGUUUCCUAACAGUUGUCCCACUGCACCCCCUUUUUUUAAAUCAGCAGUUAAGACGCAGUUUGAGACCCAAGAAUUGCUUGACAGGCUGAGUUCCUGUUCCUGCUUGAGGUCCUGCCCACCUAGCAUGCAAAUGCAAGUAGACAAAUAGUUACCACUUUUGUGGGAACGUAACAGCGUUCCACGUACUCAUUGUAUUCUCAUGUGCCAGGCACAUGACCAUAGAAGCAUUUUGUGGACAAUGCUGGCUCCCCUGGCUAUGAAACAGAUGAGCACCACCUCCAAGUUAAUUCCAUGUUGUUGCCAAGAAGACAAUAUGGGCCAUUAUGCAAUCUCAAAGCCAAUUAUCAGUGAGUAAGAUUGAUGUGUGCCAAGAUAAAAAAAAAUUGCACUACUUAAAAAAAGAAAGGACGGUUUUAAAUGUGUUUAAAUGUAAAUUGCUGCUGUAAUGUAAAAAAAAAAAAGUGAUGUCCAUUUGAAACUGAGUAGCUGUCACUCACUCUAAAUGGCUGUACUUUGUAGUCAAUGGGGAUUGGGGAGUUAAUAAUUUAUCAAGAUUUCUUCCGGCAGGCAGAUUAGCAGGAAAUCAUGCAAUUCUCUGUGCAGCUCCUUGGAUUGUUCAUGAAAAACAGCAAAUGUUUUUGUGGCUAAAAUAGAUAAGAACCAUAUCAUCUGAAUCCAGUUAAAGAGAAUAAUGGUAAAAUCCCAUUCAAAGCACUGAGGCACCAAUAAAGGCUUUCUUGUUGCUUUGAUUUGAUUUUGAUAGGUUUGAUUCUAGUCUCUGACAAAUCUUUUUUGGCAAGAUGUCCAACACAAAUCUGCAUGUCCUUCCAUGCUGGUAGCUUUCCUUCAUGUACCUUUGAUCCCUUCCUGCCUCAAAAAUAGCUUUAUACUCAUAAAAAUGCAAUUGUAUUGAUGCUUCUACAGAUUAAAAGCACUUUAUUAAUAAAGCAUGGGGAAAAACAGCAUAGAUGGCAAUCCUGUGCGUGCUUCAUUAAGGAACAUUGUCAAGAUGUGUAGGAUUGUGACUCUGUAAUUGAAUUCUUUUCUCAUUCACUAAUAAUUAAUUCACUAAUUCUAUUGCUUUGACCUCAUUAAGGAAAAAGCAAAAGCUACUCCCAGGCAUUAAGUUGGUGCUUAGCUAAAGUGGAAUCGAUAAUUUUAAAAAAAUAAAGUGUGCUAUCUUUA
This is a messenger RNA of Ahaetulla prasina, 4027 nucleotides long. RefSeq names its product serpin family I member 1 (gene SERPINI1). Gene Ontology annotation, biological process: negative regulation of endopeptidase activity. The record is from RefSeq and is a predicted model, not a curated record. The coding region runs from base 175 to 1407 and encodes 410 amino acids. Gene Ontology annotation, molecular function: serine-type endopeptidase inhibitor activity. Lineage: Eukaryota; Metazoa; Chordata; Lepidosauria; Squamata; Colubridae. The transcript is spliced from 9 exons.